AUGAAUGGGGAGAAGCCCUUAACAGAGACCGAGGGCCAGCAGCACGACGAGUUGGAAAUAACAACAGAGCUUCACAGGGAGAUGAAAGGUUUGGCAGAUAUGGCAGAGCUGGGUGUGGGGCUUCCCCAGAAGAGGAGGUGGCCUGAGCACGGGCUUGGAAGUGGGAAAGAAGAGACACAGGAUAAACCCAGAGCAGCUGGAAUGAGGCUCCAACUGGCCAAGGAAAGAUAUCUUGGGACAGUUCUCUGUGUUCUCCUACAUAAAGAUGGCAACAGUAGAAGGGAGACAUUGCCAUUCUGGCUGUCCUUGGGAUUUAGACUUGAGUUGUUAAUUCCUUCCUGCCUCACAGGAGAGGAAAGGAUUGGCGAACACCAUAUUAAGAUCAGUCAAAUCCUUCUUACUCCCUUACAGGUAAGCACAGACACCUCCAGCUUGCGAAGGGCAGAUCCAAAAGGCCGGAGUGCGCUGUUGGCUGAUAUCCAGCAAGGAACUCGCCUGCGCAAAGUCACGCAGAUCAACGACCGCAGCGCCCCGCAGAUCGAGAGUUCUAAAGGAACCAACAAAGAAGGAGGAGGUUCUGCAAACACACGAGGUGCGAGCACACCUCCCACCCUGGGAGAUCUGUUUGCUGGUGGCUUUCCUGUAUUGCGACCAGCAGGCCAGCGGGAUGUAGCAGGUGGCAAGACAGGGCAGGGCCCUGGCUCCCGCGCGCCCUCUCCCAGGCUUCCCAACAAAACCAUCAGCGGCCCGCUUAUCCCGCCUGCCUCUCCCAGGCUAGGCAAUACCUCCGAGGCGCAUGGCGCUGCCAGAACAGCCCCGCCUCGCCCCAACGUGCCUGCCCCGCCCCCUCCCACCCCACCCCCUCCGCCACCACCCUUACCCCCGCCCCUUCCCUCUUCCUCCCCCAUCAAAACUCCGCUUGUGUCCCCACCUGGCCCACUGACCAAAGGGAACCUUCCGGUGGUUGCACCCCCUGUGCCCUGUGCGCCACCACCUCCACCUCCGCCACCUCCCCCAACGCCACCCCCGCUGCCCCCGGCCUCGGUUCUUAGUGACAAGGCAGUGAAGCCUCAGCUAGCUCCCUUGCACCUCCCGCCCAUCCCGCCCCCACUCCCUCUCCUCCCACCUUUCGGGUAUCCCGGGCUCAAAGCGGAGCCCGCCAGCCCUGCGCAAGAUGUGCAGGAGCCUCCAGCCCCGCCACCCCCGCCGCCCCCGCUCCCCACUUAUGCUUCGUGCUCCCCGAGGGCUUCUUUGCCCGCGCCCCCUUUGCCAGGAGCUAAUAACAGCAGUGAAACCCCACCCCCGCUACCCCCCAAAUCCCCCAGCUUCCAGGCCCCACCGCAGAAGGUCAGUGCGCAGGCCUUGCCCGCCCCGCCUGCCCCUCCGGGCUCCCAGACGUUCCUGCAGAAGAAGAGGCACGGCCGACCAGGGGCCGGUGGGGGAAAGCUAAAUCCACCUCCAGCACCCCCUGCAAGAUCACCUACCACAGAGCUUUCAAGCAAGAGCCAGCAGGCCACAGCCUGGACCCCGAUGCAGCAGUCUGGAGGUCAGCUGCGAAAUGGAAGCCUGCACAUCAUCGAUGACUUUGAGUCUAAAUUCACGUUCCAUUCUGUGGAAGACUUUCCCCCUCCGGAUGAAUAUAAACCAUGCCAGAAGAUUUACCCCAGCAAGAUUCCCAGAAGCCGGACACCUGGUCCCUGGCUCCAAGCGGAGGCAGUCGGGCAGAGCUCUGAUGACAUCAAAGGCAGAAAUUCUCAGUUAUCUCUGAAGACUCUUCGGUGAGAAGACAGAUGAAGCCAAGGUCCUGGGGUUCCAGGUUGCAGAACAACAUGUCAGACCCCGCCCACCCCAUGCUCAAGCUGUAAUUCAGUUGGCAUACAGGCUUGGAAUUGAGAAUUUAUUUAUUGUAAAUAUGUGGUUUGCACGGGCUUUAAAGCAGUAUUUUAAUGGACUUUUAUUUCAGUAAUAUUUUUUAAAACACCCCUCAUUUUUCCGUUUUUUACACUGCAUCUUGGCAUUUGUCUGUCAGCUCAGAUAGAGCCCUGUCCCUCCACCUAGUGCCCGCUCCAUGACUGUGAAUAUGCUUGCAGGCUGGCCCUUCCUAGAUUCUGAACCAUUUGUAGAGAGUCCUUCGUUUGCAGGUAGCCCCAAAGUUAUAAAUAUCCACAACGGCUUCUUAUUGGCAUGAUUUUAUAUUCUCAUCACACUAACUGCAAAAUCAAACCAAACAAUGCCUUAUCAAUGAUGCAGCUCAGAGGAAGUAGUGUGUUCCCCACACCCAGACAGUGCCGCGCGGCCUCCAGGGAACGAGAUGCCAUGUCUCGCUUUCAUUUUGCAGUACAGGGAUUUUUUUUUUUUCUGCUUAAUGUAAAUAUAUCACAAAGUAAAGGCAAGAGUGGGCUUGGCCCCUCAGAUGCCGACCACAGGGCCCCUUUUGUAACUGAAUAAUCCUCCAAGUAGCCAAUGCUCCUACUGUUUACAGUGUCCCUAGUGCCCAAGUCUCUGUCACUUUCCUUCUGUUCCCUCCAAGUUCCCAGUCCCAUCCCGGUAGCCAGCUUUACGAGAUUUUGCUGUUUCUUCCCUGCAGAUUAAAAACAUACACAACUCAUCAUUAUGCUAAACUACCAAUUGUAUCUCAGAGGUCUCCCCUUCUGCCCUUGCUUCAAGUGUGGACUUCAUGGAAAAUAUGACAUGAAAAAGUGUAGAAUGAAACAUCGUGUGAAAUACCUGC
Molecule: messenger RNA, 2731 nt
Organism: Rhinopithecus roxellana (golden snub-nosed monkey)
Lineage: Eukaryota; Metazoa; Chordata; Mammalia; Primates; Cercopithecidae
Gene: WIPF3
Product: WAS/WASL interacting protein family member 3
Exons: 11
Coding region: 1-1782 (593 amino acids)
Biological process (GO): Arp2/3 complex-mediated actin nucleation; exocytosis; endocytic recycling
Cellular component (GO): WASH complex; early endosome; recycling endosome
Molecular function (GO): gamma-tubulin binding; actin binding; alpha-tubulin binding
Source: RefSeq, a predicted model, not a curated record